AUGAACGCAACGCAUAAUGAUAAUCAAGGUUCUGAUUCGGAUCGUGAAUAUGAUUUUGUUGCUACUGAAUCAGAUGAUACAUCUGAUAGUGAACAUAUAUCAGAAGAUUUUGAUUCAUCAAAUUCCGAUAUUGAACAAGGUGAUGUUGUUACAAUUAGUGAACCAGAAACAUUACAAAAGGCUGGCACUACAUGGUCUAUGCACUCAAACUUAGUNAUUUUCCCCGUACUCCCCCUCAGCUCUUUUUCAUAA
This is a messenger RNA of Rotaria sp. Silwood2, 252 nucleotides long. NCBI's taxonomy places the organism in Eukaryota, Metazoa, Rotifera, Eurotatoria, Philodinida, Philodinidae. The record is from the annotation of a GenBank genome assembly.